This is a messenger RNA of Impatiens glandulifera, 436 nucleotides long. Its product is annotated as oleosin L. The record is from RefSeq and is a predicted model, not a curated record. Lineage: Eukaryota; Viridiplantae; Streptophyta; Magnoliopsida; Ericales; Balsaminaceae. Gene Ontology annotation, cellular component: extracellular region; membrane; monolayer-surrounded lipid storage body. The transcript has a single exon. Gene Ontology annotation, biological process: sexual reproduction; lipid storage. The coding region runs from base 1 to 423 and encodes 140 amino acids.
AUGGCAGCACUGCUCGAUCAAAGGCCAACAGGACAGGUUACCAGCAGCUGGGAUGAUCAGCAACCUAAAUCGACACAGAUUGUCAAGGCCGUUGCAGCCGUCACCGCCGGAGGCUCACUCUUGCUCUUCUCCGGCCUGACUCUUGCCGGAACCGUGGUUGCCCUAGCUCUGGCCACCCCUCUGAUGGUCAUCUUCAGUCCGGUUUUAGUUCCGGCAACAAUCACACUUUUCAUGAUCAUAGCUGGGUUCAUGAUUUCUGGUGGAUUUGGGUUGUCUUCUUUGACAGUCUUUGCUUGGAUGGUUAGGUAUCUCACCGGAAAGAAACCGCUCGGCGCCGGUCAACUUGAUUAUGCCCGGUCUAAGAUAGCUGGUAAGGCACGUGAGAUGAAGGAGAAAGCAGAACAGUACACUGGUUCUAAUUAGUCACGUGACUUCU